Molecule: messenger RNA, 3487 nt
Organism: Vanessa atalanta (red admiral)
Lineage: Eukaryota; Metazoa; Arthropoda; Insecta; Lepidoptera; Nymphalidae
Exons: 6
Coding region: 136-2643 (835 amino acids)
Molecular function (GO): metal ion binding
Source: RefSeq, a predicted model, not a curated record
UAUAUAUAGUCGAUUUUAAGAGUUUUCAGGAGUCUGUUAAAAUAAUAUUAAUCACUUUUCACUAUAACUUAAUGUAUGUUUGAGUUAUUAGUGCAUAAAUCUUUGUGAUUUGUUGCUUUCCUACGAAGAGAUAAAAUGGCCUGUGUUGAUUUACCAUCAGCUAAUGCUGAUUCGGAAAUGGAAGAAGGAGAAAUUGUGGAUGAAGUGGAUUAUCUCUCUGAUAUAUCUUCCGACGAAGAGUUUCUGUUAAGGCAGAGGUUGAAGGUUCUAGAAAAUUAUAAUAACGCAUUGGAACGUAAGGAAGCCAAGAGGACAUCAAUCGGGUCAGGUAAGGAACAUGGAAACAAAGAUGCACUGUAUGGACUCUCUGAAAUUUCUGGUACUGAUGUAGAUGAUGGCUUUCUUAAAACAAAAUUUGUUAUUACCAAAGAAAAAAAACAUAUCAAACCACAUCAUAAACAAAAGCGAAUGAAGCAAACUGAUAAAGAAUGCGGCAAGAAUAAAGAACACCGAAAGAAGAUUUAUCGUAACAGAAAGAAAGUGGAAGUGAGUAGCGAUAGUGCAGCUAGUGAAUUUUCUGAUGAUGAUUACAAAAAUAAGAGACGUAAACUUGCUGAUGCAGUUGCCUUGAAUAUUGUUAAGAAUGACACAUCGACAUUAAAAGACAGAUUAUCUAAGAUGUUAUGCAUAUCAAAAGCUGAAAAUCUUAUAUCUGAAUGUAAAAGUAGCGCUCAAGAUCACGAAUUCAGUAAUGACCACAUCAAAGCAACACUAAAUUCGAACACUUCAGACAAUCUAGCUAAUUUGUGCAUAGACGGAGUUUCAAAGUCAAGUCAGAUUGAAGAUAGUCCGAAAGACAUUGUGGAUGCAAGUGUCAUUGAUAAAAAAGAAGAAAACAGCGUGGAAAAUUCAGAUGAAGACCUAGAAUUGCUUCGACAAUGUGCACUUAAAACCAAAUCUGUUAAAUCAAAAAAUGACCAAAAAGUAAUGAAUGAUAAACUUGAACAUAAGACUGAUGCUUUAUCUGAAGACGAAGAUAGUGAUACGGCGGAACUGAGAAUGAUUUGCCUUAAAUCAACGUUAUUGAAAAAAGUUAUUGAAUUGAAACAGAAACAAAAAUUACAUAAAAGACUUUCACAUUCUGCCAAUAUGAAUGAUUUUGAUAUAUGCAGACCGGAAAAUGAUUUACAUGUAGAUAACAAUACCGAUAUAGAAUCUGUAGACAUGGACAUUGGCUCUGAAGGCGAAGAUAAAGGAAAAGAAUUAAUAAAUGUCUGUACAUUCAAUGGUCCUAGGAUAAAUAAUAGUGAAGAAAAUAAUAUCAAAAACAGUUUACGUAAAGAAGAUGAAUUAGAAGAGGACGAAGACUUAUUACGAGCUAAACUAUUAACUUCAUUAAGUAAAAAUCUGCCAAAUUUAGUUGACCUAAAUGUUUUGAAUUCUGCUCUCGGCAAAGAAACAGCUAAAGUUGAGAAAAAGAAAAGUCCUUUACAACCUAAUGCGAGCGUUGAGGAAAAGAAAUUUAUAAUCAAACUCGGAGAAUCUGAUUCUGAAGGUGAACACGAAGCAACAAAAAAUUUAACGAAAAUGCAUAUUAAAUUAUCCGAACAAGCAGAGUUUCAACAGAAAUUGGAUCAAUUUUUGAAAACAACUAGAUUAGAAGUCGAAAAAACAACGCUACCAGAUGUUGUACAAGAGCCUGUGCCAAAACCACAAGAGAAGUUUAUUGCGAAGACCAUGAACCAUUUACCAAAAUCGGAACAGAUAGAAUAUAAAAACUUAGUAAAACGAAUGGCUGAGCUCGAGAAAAUGAAACAAACUAGGCAAAAUUUAAUGAACGUGAAAAAUAAUGUGGCUAAAGACACUCUUAAGCCUAGAAAUUUCACAAUGGCAUCCAAAAUAGCUUCUGCUAAAAAAGUGGAAGAAAAGAUUGCUUUAUCGAGAAAAAGGAUAGCAGAAGAAUCAGCGAAAAUGUUGAAAUUGAAAGAGGAGGCGACAAAAUUAUCUCAGCGAUAUAAAAUUGUUGCCACUGAAUUAAAAAAUAUCGCGACUGCAAUAACGAUUAAUAAAAAACAACAAAAAACCGUACAGAUUGGCUUAACUAAAAUUAGGCAUCAACAUCAAAUGCUCCUGAAAAGUUCGCCAACUAAACAUUCCAAUCAAAAUUUAACUUCAGGGCGGUCGAUUCAGAAUGCACUGCCGAGUGUAAAAUUACAAAAAGAAAAUGAUCCACUGAACGAGGAACACAAAAAUUGUGCCGUUCUCACGUCCGUCAAAGUGACUGUCGCUAAUGAUCUCAAAAAAGAAGCCGCCCCUGUUAGUCCUAGAUCUGUUCAAGUAGAAACGAUUAAUAAUAAAAAAAAUAUGAAAUUGCCAAAAAGUCCACAAAAAGACAAAGUAGUUGAAAUGAAGAAACUUAGUCCAAAUAAAAGUGUUAACGAAGAAAGUAUAAAUGAUAAGAUGUUCAGUUACACUUUGGAUAAGGAUACAGACAGCGACCGAAAUUCACCAAAGUCUAAAAGUUUUAGUUGCAUACAACCAGAAUUAGAUGAUUAUAAAUCGCCAUUGGACUCAUUGCAAUGUAAAAAGUGUAUUAAAAAAACGAGAGUAAAUAAACAUUCAAAGUAUCGUUUCCGCAACUGAAUAUAAUGUGGAUGGCCAUAUGCGUACGAACAUCGCCCGCCUGCGUUGCGAUGUAAGUAUGCAUCAAAACUGUCCACGGGUCACAUUAAACUAUCGUAAUUUUUCUAAAAUGAUAACUUUUCAGCUGGGAGGAGGACCCGAAUGCCGUCCUGUGCCCUUUCGAAUUUGGCGGCAGUUGCAGAGACCCUGAUUGCAAAUACCUUCAUCCCAAAAUUCCCAAACAAGAAUGACACUACACACACACGUACACGUACGCACACACUGCCCUACAUACAAAUAUACGUAAACAACACUACUCAUAUUAAAUCUUUUUCCUGUACUACGUACUUUUCGUAUCAUCCCCGAGGGCCUAUGGAUGCCAUUAUGUGUAAAGUAUUUAUGUAGAUCUAUUUCUUCUUUCAUGCAUGCAAUUUUUUAUUUUUUUAUUUAAUAUUUAUUCAUUUUAAUGUUUUCAAAAAUUUAUGUUAUUUUAAUGCAGGAAAAAUAAUAUUCCAAAUUCGUUAGGUUAGAGUGUGGGUGUGUUGAUUGUUGGGUAAAAUCGUUUCUCAUAAAAUUGAAAAUAGGGGUUAAGAAUACAAAUGUAACUUUAAUAUUGAAUGUCAUUGAUAAGGAAUAUUAAGUUAUUUAUGUUUAUCUAUGCAAUUCUAGUUGCCGUUGAAAAUGGUGGCCUCGGCGUCGGUGUGGUAAGUUACGAACCUUUAAACUAGUGAUAUUGUAGUGGUUUUCAAAGCGUCGGCGGUGAUAUAAGAGCGACUGAUCCAGCGUUAAUGGUAAACUGUUGUGGACAUUUUACGUUAUAAGCUUGUUUUUAUUUACUUUAAUAAAUUAAUUGUACAUAGUGUAA